CCCUCCUUCACCACUCUUGCAAUCCCGGAAUUUAUAUGGGCGGGACUCGGGGGUCACCCCCAAUCACUUCCUUCUCGCUCUGGGCUGCAGAAAGCUCUGUCUUGACGCGAAAAAGAAACUAACUUUCCCCCAGUUGCGACUGCGCGGUUCCAGCCUGCUUUAUUAUUUCAUUAAUGGCGAAUUUCUCCGCAAAAUCGCGUACUGCUGCUGCCUUUGUGGGUUGGACUUCUCAGAGGCCUUUGGUCCGCAGACGAGAAGACUGACGCCACGACCCUCGAGGUCUUGACAUACAAAAAGAAAACUUUGUCUUAUCUGGUCUCUACAAUUAAAAGUUUAGAAUGUUGGAGUUAUGGUAGAGAAAGAACUGAAUUUUCCAAAGGACUGUGCAUCUAAAAGAGAAGCAGACAUGUCUUUGAAUGAGAUGGAGAUGAAAACUGAUGAUCUGUUAGAGAAGGAACAGAUAGACAGUGGAGGAUUUGGGAUGGUAUCCUUGUGUUUUCAUAGAAAUCAUGGGCUUGUCAUUCUGAAAAAUGUAUACACUGGACCCAAGCGCACUGAGUAUAAUGCUGCCCUACUUAAAGAAGGGGAGAUCAUGCAUAGGCUGAAACAUAAUCGGGUAGUGAAGUUCCUAGGCUUUAUUUUGGAAGAUGGGAAUUAUUCUCUUGUAAUGGAAUAUAUGGAAAAGGGAAAUCUAAUGAAGGUGCUGAAGACAAUUAGUAUCCCCUUGACUGUGAAAGCAAGAAUCAUUCUAGAGGUCAUUGAAGGAAUGUGCUACUUACACAGAGAAGGUGUAAUUCAUAAAGACUUAAAGCCGGAAAACAUCCUUGUGGAUAAUGACUUUCAUGUUAAGAUAGCAGAUCUUGGUGUUGCGUCCUUUAAGACCUGGAGCAAACUGACUAAAGAGGAAAACAACAGGCAGAGGAAAAUAAAUACUGCUGCUAAGGGGAACGCUGGCCGCUUAAGUACCGCAGCUAAGGCAAAUGCUGGCACCCUGUUGUACAUGGCUCCAGAACACUUGAAUGAUGUCAACGCAAAACCCACUGACAAGUCAGAUGUGUAUAGCUUUGCCAUAGUGCUCUGGGCAAUUUUUGCAAACAAGGAACCAUAUGAAAAUGCUAUUUGUGAACGACAAAUAAUAACAUGCAUUGGAAAUGGAAACAGACCAGAUGUGGCAGAAAUUGCUGAAAAGUGUCCAAAGGAGAUCAUUAAUCUCAUGGUACACUGCUGGAAUGGGAAUCCAAAAGAUCGACCAACCUUUAAUGAAAUUGACCAAGAAUUCAGACCUUUCUACCUUGAACAAUUUGAAAAAAAGGUAGAAGAAGAUGUAAAGAACUUAAAAGAAGCAUACCCUGCUCCAAAUGAAGUAGUGAAAAGGAUGCAGUCUCUCCAGAUUGAUUCAGUACCAGUGUCUCCAAGCAGAACAAAUUCAGAACAGCCCAAUUCACUCCAUAGCUCCCAGGAACUCAGGACUAGUAGUGUUGAUGAGUCCAUGUUUGCUCCCUGUCCUGACAACCAGCCAGUGGAGAAUCAGGUCUCUCCUGAAGCCCUCAUUCUACAAAGCAAGCUACAGGAAGAGGCAAAUUACCAUCUUUUUGGCAGCCGAAUGGAUAAGGGGACAAAUGACCACCUUAGAUACCUUGCAGCUAAAAGAGAAGAAGAAAGGAGACGAAGAGUCUCCCAUGAUCCUUUCACAGUGGCACCUGUUCAACCUCAGAAGUAUAGGUUUCAUCAGAAUACUUUUAUUUCUGAGGGGGGCUCCUGUCCUCGGGAUGCAAAUAGUCAUAGCAAUCUGUUACACCAACCAGCAGAGCUAUCUACACCAUUACAAGUAACAGUGUUGAAUAACCAUCAAGUUUUUGGAUCAAGGUCAAUAGAUCCAAGAGCAAGCAAUAUGUAUGGACUAAACCUAAGCAGUGUAGCUACCCCCUCUAAAACACCUGUACCUGAGUCUGCCACAGGAGCAAACAUGCCAACUCUUCCAUUUAAUACAAUAGGUCAAGUAAGAGGCACGUCACCUAUGAGAAAGAAUUUCGCUUUUGCUCAUCUAAAUCCUGUACCUCCAACAGGCCUAGAAAACUACAAAUUCAUCAAUAGUACCGGCAUUCAGGUUGGAAACAACAAUUAUAUGGUUUUUGAAGAAAGCAGUCUGCCUAUUGAAAUCACAUCUUCAAAUAUUCAACAAGAGCCAGAAUCCAAAUAUCUACAUAUAUUUGAAAAUACUACUAGUCUGCUUGAUAAACAUCUGGACCCAAUAAGAGACAAUCUUGGAAAGAUUUGGAAAAAAUGCGCUCGAAAGUUGGGCUUCACUGAAUCUCAAAUUGAUGAAAUCGACCAUGACUAUGAUCGAGAUGGACUGAAAGAAAAGGUUUAUCAGAUGAUCCAAAAGUGGCUAUUGAGGGAAGGCAACAGGGGCGCCACUGUUGGAAAGCUAGCCAGAGCCCUCUAUGCGUGCCAGAGAAUAGAUCUUCUUACCAUUUUGGAAUCUGUAAGCCAAGACUAGCCCGAUUGGAGUAAAUUAAAAGAAAUCAAUGCAAAUGUCCCUUUUAACAGUGCAAAAAGUUGUAAAGUAUGCUGUCUGAAUGAUAGUUCUCUGAGGUCAUCUGAGCCCAACUGCAUUCAGGCUGUGCAGCAUCAUCCAUUACCACUGAGUUAGUCAGUGAUCCUGUCUUUCUACAGGGUAAGUACUAGCCAGCCUGCAGGAAAGGGCAGCUUGCAUGUGCAAUAAUCUUUAGCACUACUUUCAUCUCCCUAUGAUGCUCUAAUAGGAAAGGAGCUGAGGUGGCACUCAUCUCAUUUGAAAUGUGUACCAAUCAAUUUUUCCUUUAUAUGAAAUUUUUUACUCCUGUCUAUAAAAGUAAUUUGAAUUCAGAAGUGGAGCCAACCUAUUCUACUGCCUUAAGUAUGUUACAAUAAACUCCUUUUUUCUUAUUUCUGGAGUUUGCCUUAUCAAUCAUGGCAUGGCCUGAAGGAAGAUUUCUUUUAACAAUUGUCUUAAGUCAUUUGACAUAAGAGUUAAAAAAGGAAUUUACCUUCUGGAAAGAACUUGUAUAAACUUCUUAAACUCAACUAAUAAGAAAAAGGUUGAAGUUUUUAAAAACAAAGAUGAAGUUAAGAAUAAUGAAAGAUUAGGGGAAAAAAGAAAUUUUGGAGAGGGGAAAUGGCUAAAUGACUUUACAACUCUUCACAAAGCUUUUAUCUUCAAAUAUGCCAUUUAUCUAAAAGCUUGAUAUUUUGCUCAAGUGAAUAUAGCAAUCUGACUGAAGAAGUCUGUAGAAUAUAAAUCAAGUUUUUAGUUUUGUGCUCUUAUCUCCAUACUUUGCCAUUGGUAAAAUGUAGUUUAAAAAAAAAAAAAAAAGGUCUGGAGAUUUUUUACUAUAUAGUCUGACCUGAUUCAAAUGUUCUACACCUAAUAAAUAUCACUGAUGACAUAAGAGAAUGAGAGUAAGAGAUCCCCUCUGGUGAUGUCUUAGAUUCCUUGAGAAAGUCUGUCUCAAAGGGGGAUAUUUGCAUUAAAAAGACAGCUUGCUAAAAAGACAGCUUCUUAGUGGGCAAGGAUUUGUCAGUACUAUUGCAAAGGUGAGUUAACACUGAGAAUAUAUCUUCAUCAGCUUUCUUAAUGGGCAGGGUCCAGUUUAGGAAUUAGCAAAGGUGGAUUAACACUGAGAAGAAAAUGUAUUCAUCAUUGGCAAAAUCCAGUUAGGAUUUAGCAAAGAUACAGUUCAGAAUCCUCUUUUAUUAGUCUUCUGAGGCCUUCUGGGGUUUGCCCAGGCCCCCCUGAGCUGGGGGCAAUUCAAGGGACUAAUCUCCAAUUCAAGAGAGGGUAGUGAUUAUGGCCCUGGCCAAGAUCUCUAAUUAAAAGAGAUUACUUAUCAUGAAUGGGUGUGGCCUUUCCUAGGGUUUGAGAAUUAGGAAUUCCUCCCUUUGGGGGAGGCAAUUUCAGGGCUCCCUCAAAGGUUAAAGGGAACAUAAUUUACAUCAUCAGCAACUGGUGAAAAUGUUACAAUGGGAGACUAGCUAACUCCACAAUAUACUAUAAGCUUCAAGACUCAUUCUGCUUUUACCCAUUGAGAUUAAGAACAGAAUGGAAUUGCAAGGAGUUCAGGUUUAUGGAUUUCAUUAGUAUAGGGCUGAUAGGGUACUAGGAUUGAAUCCAAAAUAUCUUGGGUUGUUAUUGUAUACUUGGACCAUCUCCAAAUCGAGAGGCAAAAAUUUUUAUUAUUAUGCUAAGUUCCAAAAAGAAAUUAACGAUUAACAAGAGGAAAGAGGGAAAUAACUUGAACCAUAAAGCUUGCAAAGCUCCUAAUGAACUAGCAAUUAAGGGGGAGGGAAGAGUUUUAUAUAAUAAAAGAAUAAGAAUUGAUAUUUAUAUCUUGGACUGUGGAAUUCAACAAGGGUCCACAUAAGGACAAUAUAAUUCUGUCAAUGUUUCUCCCUUCUUGCCUCAGAAUAAUUAGCAUAUAGUAAUGAUGGGAAUUUAACGAGGGCCCACUGUACAAAGGCCCACUUAAGGACACUUACAUUCAACAAAGGUUGUCUCUCAUCAGUCUCUCACCCUGUGCCCACCUGACUACCAAGAACCUGGUCUUUUACUGGAAUCUUAUUCAGCCCAUCCCUUUCUAAAUACAAAUCUUCGACUUCUGUGUAAUUUAUCAUCUAAAAGAGUGAUUCCCAU
Molecule: messenger RNA, 4672 nt
Organism: Sarcophilus harrisii (Tasmanian devil)
Lineage: Eukaryota; Metazoa; Chordata; Mammalia; Dasyuromorphia; Dasyuridae
Gene: RIPK1
Product: receptor interacting serine/threonine kinase 1
Exons: 13
Coding region: 350-2500 (716 amino acids)
Biological process (GO): protein phosphorylation; signal transduction
Molecular function (GO): JUN kinase kinase kinase activity; protein binding; ATP binding
Source: RefSeq, a predicted model, not a curated record